AUGGCCUUUGACCGAGAUGUCCGUUAUGAGACCGGCUGGCCCGUCUGGUCACCGUACGGUUACCGGGCCGGUGAGUAUGCGGGUGUGGCGCUGCGGUCGCAUCACUUGAUGCCCUGCUUUUACAGCCCGGUGGUUCAAAAGCCAAGUCCAAAAGAGGGCCGGAAGUUCUUGCUGGACAGGUCUGUAUUUGAUUUGGUGGAUGAUCACGAGUUCCUUUCCUUAACUGACCCGAAGCUGCUGGGUUGGUUUCUCAGUUUGUCUCCAGAGGACAGAAAGAUCAUACUAGAUGAUGGCGGGUUUCAACAGUUCCUGCUGAGACAUCCCUCCCUAGCGCUGUCCCCGCAUCAUGUCUAUGUGAAGCACAUGGCCAACGCUCAUCUGGACUCGGAGAGACGUCUCAGUAACGUGAGGGAGACUUUAAACCCGCUCGGCUGUAGCAACAUCUGGGAUGAACCACGACAACAUCCGACCGCCUUCAGCAGCUCCAUCACGCCGGCUCCGAACCAGCUGAAGGCUUCAUCCCAUCUGAAUGAACAAAGGCCACCGUGGCCGGCGUCCAGUAGCGGCGGCGGCGACGCCGUGUGGAAGGAUUCGUCAGCGCUGACGAGCUUCUCUCUGGACGUGGACCUGGAACGACACCGACUGGGGGGGCAGCCCGAGUUCAGGAGCCAGACGGCAAUGACGCAAUGGCCGAGUGCCGACUGCACGUACGCUGACGUCAGUCUGUUACAGUCGGACUGCCCAACAGGUGAGAGGGACUCGUCUCCUGAGUACUACAGCUUUGACAGUAUCAAAAUGGAUGGUACAGAAUACAGCUCAGUUCUUGAACCAGUGGAGGAGAACCGAACAGAGGAAGGGCUCCGGGACCACCUGGUCUCUGGUCACGAGCAACCUGAAGGGGAGGAUGAAGCCGGCUUGAGCUUUGGAGGUCAGAGUGACGUCUCCCCUAGCAACACACAGCGCGAUAAGGGCGUCUUGUUCUGCCUGACCAACAAAGACGUCCACUCGGGUGCAGUCUGCACUGAUGGAGGUCUCACUGUGGGCGGCCAGUGCUCCACUAAGUCUGCAGAGAAGGGCACCGCCCCAUUGCCCCGCCUGGCUACCUGCGACGUUAUGGUUGGCAGCGACGCGGCUCUGUGCACGUCAGCCGUCACCCAAACUGAGGGUCCACAAACGGCCGACAAGAACGUCAUCACUGAAGUCCACAUGUCCGAUCUAGACUAUCUCGCUAAGGAAUUUACCAAACUCAGCAUGGUUCAAGAGAAACUACGAGGGCAGAAAGAGGAAAUUAAAAGUUCCACUUCUAAAUUGAGAAAGGAAUGUGACUGUCUCCAGCGUGCUCAGCGAGCGGAGCUGAGCCUCCUGGUGCUGCAGUACAGCAUGUGCAGACAGUACUGCUGGAAGCUCCACUGCACCUCGUCUGAGGGAGGCCGGCUCACCUCGACGCCAGAGAACCCGUUUUCAAACAUUGAAAGUGUUCUGCAAAAACUGGAAUCUGACUAUAAUCUGAUGAGCGAUGAGAUCCGAGCAGGGGUUCCUCUGGAGCAACUCGAGCCUCUGUCGGUUGAACCUGAGAAGAUAACCACGCGUCCAAGUUACAGCCCUGCAAAAAUCAUAAGUGAUGUGCUGGGAAACGUUCCGUCUCGGAGCUCCCAGGAGCCACCGAAGCAUAAAACAUCCGGAGAAGAAAAUGACUGUCCCAAUGAUCAAAGCUCAAAUGGCUCCCAGGAAAAUGAAAAACGGAUAAAGAUGGAGAACGGCCGAGCAGGAAGAGCUGUCCCUCUUGUCCCCCAGGACGGAGAUGCUCCCCAUGAUGCACACAAGCCAGGAGAAAAGCGGACAACGGCCUCACCGGAGCUCAGCGCGUGUGAGGCGUGGUACGACGCUGAAGAAGACCUGCACCGUGCGGGACGGGGACCCACAGGGGCCGUCAAAGAUGAGACGGGUGAAUCGACCAGCGAGGAGGUCCAGAGCUCAGUGCUGUGCGUGUCCAGUCUGCCCAGCGGCGUCACGGAGAGUGACGUGACGCUGUGGUUUGAGAAACACCGUUCCUCUGAAGUCAGCAUCUCUGCUUUAAAGAACGGUUUGAGAGUCGCCAUGGUGACGGUAAGCGGACCCGAAUGUGCCGAGGCUGCAGUGAGGGAGCUGCACGGCCGCUGCAUGCAGGGCCGUACUUUACAGGUGGCGCACAUCAACAGAGGGAGCCAGAGACGGGCCUCGAAGGACCCCACCCAACCACCUUCCAUGACUGACGGAAAGCCGGUGACUCAACCACUGCUUGGCUCCAGCGUCAAGAACAGGAUGGUGGUCAGCAUCUCCCCCACGGCAAAGGGAACCUGCGUGCCGCAGCACUACGGCACCAUGGGCAGCUUCGACACCCUGAUGGCCGAGCUGACGCAGCGCCACCCCGCCGUCGGCCGGCAGAGGAUGGUGGACGCCCUGAUGGCGCUGAGGGCCGAGCACGGGGGCGUCCUCAGCGGGCUGCCUCUCAGAACCAUCAGGGAGAUGACCUCCGAGCUUCUGACCAGGCCAGCGACCGCCACGAAGUUAUGA
Messenger RNA from Cyclopterus lumpus (lumpfish), 2553 nucleotides. RefSeq names its product RNA binding motif protein 44 (gene rbm44). The coding region runs from base 1 to 2553 and encodes 850 amino acids. Gene Ontology annotation, molecular function: RNA binding. The record is from RefSeq and is a predicted model, not a curated record. Lineage: Eukaryota; Metazoa; Chordata; Actinopteri; Perciformes; Cyclopteridae. The transcript has 19 exons.